Messenger RNA from Botrytis deweyae, 2103 nucleotides. RefSeq lists its product as uncharacterized. NCBI's taxonomy places the organism in Eukaryota, Fungi, Ascomycota, Leotiomycetes, Helotiales, Sclerotiniaceae. The coding region runs from base 1 to 2103 and encodes 700 amino acids. The record is from RefSeq and is a predicted model, not a curated record. The transcript has a single exon.
AUGGCUGCCAGUUCAAUAUACUGCGAUUUGAACACAUCUCGACAGGAAAUCAGGCUGCUCGAAAUCAUUGCUACUGAUCCAAGCAUCAUCUGCAAAACGAGAGUCGUCUCACUCCUGGAAUCCCCUACUUUUGUUGCGCUUUCCUACCAAUGGGGUAAUCCAGCGAUGACCGAAGAGAUCACAGUUAAUAACACAACACUGUUCGUUACCAAGAGCCUUGCAGACGCCCUUAAAUAUGUACCAAUGCAUUGGCAAGAAAUGGAGAAGAUGUCGGAAGGCAGUAUCGGGCUUCUUCUCUUAUGGGCAGAUGCAAUCUGCAUAAAUCAACAAGAUAUUGAAGAGAAAAAUCACCAAGUCCCUCUAAUGAAGAAAAUUUAUUCGUCAGCAGAGUACACUUUUUGCUCAUUGAUGUCGGAGAAAUCAUCGUUGAUUGAAACAGCGAUUGAUACUAUCAACACAUUAUGUGCUGGCGCAUUCAAGAGUGGAUUCAAACCAGAUCUAGAUCAUCAAGAUGCGAAAAUAGAUUGGAUGCUCAAUGACCUGGAGUUAUUUGGGACCGACCCUAAAUAUGCACUUUUUCCAAAACAAAAUGACGGCUCGGAAUUCGAUGAGUGGAUCGUUCGUAGUGGUAACAAAGCUCGAACAGCCUUGCAAGAGUUCAUGGAUCUCCAAUACUGGGAGCGUGCCUGGAUAUACCAAGAGCUUGUACUUUCAAAAGACCUAGUCUUCUUUCAUACAUCUGAGCGUACUUUCUUGCACGUACUCAAGUUCGUAGCUCUCUGGGCAGGGUUCCUAGAGAUGCAAACUAGACCACGAAAAAUCGACAGCUAUCUAUGGAAGACUAUCAUAGAUCUUUCUUCCUUCAAACCCUUAGUGAUGAUCAAACAAUCCCGAUUAUUGAUCAUCACAAAGAAGACCGUAACCUCUCAGGAUAGAGAUUUAUAUCUUGCACUGUUACGAUUGCAAGACUUAAUAAGCACAGAAUUAAAAGCGACAGAUCCAAAGGACCACGUCUAUGCCUUACAGGGACUUACAGGUUCAAAUCUCAUACCAGAUUAUAGUUCUAAUACAUCUGUCGCUGACGUAUAUAUCGAAUUUUGCGUCGAAGGCGUCGAAACUUUACGACGUUCCAAUCUCCCGUUUUUGUACUUCCUUCGUGGCGCUGGUUAUGCGAAUAAAGCUCCGGAAGGCCCUGAACUGCCUUCCUGGGUACCGAAUUAUCCCGGUUGUUCUACCAAUGGAAAUGCAUAUCAGCCUUCCUAUCUGGUUUCCUCGACUGAGAAGCGCAACAUGCACCGAAGUAAUUUCAAUAAUAGGGCGAACGACAUCUCAAUCUGCAAACAAAGUCUCUUUGCUCCUGCACUAGUCAUUGCAUCACUCGACGAUACGAGUGAUGUCUUGGGAGAAGCUAAGUCAGCGCCAGAAUUUGCUUCUUCCGUUGUCGAAGUCAUAAACUAUAGGCGGGUAUUCGGUGACCGACAUCCAUUGCUUAAACUCGCAAGUGCUCUCUGGGGUAAAAAUAUUGAAGAAGAAGUCUGGGAAUCUCCCGAAGUUUUUCGGGUGAUUCGAUUUUUGCAGACUACUCUUCCACAUUCUGAAGUUACGUUUAGUUUCGACUUUUUGGAUAGGAUUCAUCUUGGGUGGAUUUGGCUGGUGAAGUUGACAGGUUUCGAUCGUGACUUGGUUUCUACCAUUUUGGAUUCAUUGGCUGUCGAAGAUCCCAAGACCAUACCAAAGCUGGAGCAUCCGUAUCCAAGCGUCAUACAGUUUCUCCGAAGACUACUGGACCAUGAAACGGGAGAUUAUUGGCAUGGCUUGUCAUCUACGGCUGGUGACCUAUAUACCUUGACAAAAUCGGGUGGUAUGCGGGUUGCACGCACUGCAAGUGAGACCUACAGCGAGUUCAGCAUCGUUCCGGCUGCGGCAUUGAAGGGUGAUGUUAUAGUCUUUCUUGCGGGAAGUGAGAAACUUCACUUGGUUCGAAGGGUGGAAGACCACUACGUCUAUAUUGGCGAAGCUGGAGAUAUCGAAGCAUUGGUAACUCCGAUGCUAAAUAAGGUCAGCGCUGGUGAGGAGGAUUUUCAAGUUAUAGAAAUUCGAUAG